UAUUUCUUCCGCAGAUUCGUCAGAAAGUGAAAAAAUAUAUAUAUUUUAAAUUUUAACACAAUGAUAACCCUUCGGGUAAUAUCUAAAUAUAAUUAAAAUUAUAACCACAUGCAUUUAUAUGGGAACUCAUGGAUCAGCGAACUCCAGAGCUGGUUUCCAUCUUCAUGUGCAAACUCUGUAACCUGUUUUCCCCAAGCCGAGAUGAACUACUAACUCAUGUCUCUGAAAAGCAUGCAGAGGAAGGUCUGGCUCCGGAUGAACUUAUUGUCCCAUUACGGCCUCUUCCUGGACCUGAAAAGAGUGAGAGAAAUGAAGAAGGCAGUCCCUCGGGAUUGAAGAUGACUUGCUUCCACUCUGGUUCGAUGGGUUCUGAGAUGGCUGAUAAGUCAGCGACAGUAGCUGUGAAGAGGAAGAGAGGAAGACCCAAAGGUUCAAAGAAAAAAUUCUACGCUGAAGCAGAGGAGUCGGGAGAUGCUGGCAGUUGCAAUCUGAGUGCAGAAAAUAAACUUGACCAAGAAGAGGAGGAAUUGGAGGAGUUGGAUAGCUUGGACUGCAGAAAAUGCAGUCGUAAAUUCUCGAACAGGAGACAGCUGCAGAAACAUCGCUGCUUUGUUGUACUGAAAGACGACGGGGAAGAAGAAGAAGCAGAAGAUGACAAAACUGACCCUGAAGUAGAGUUGGAUGAAGAAAGAGAUAGGGCUGCCAAAAGAGCACGCUUACAAAAGAACGAAAAUUUGAUUUUUAAGGAUGCUGAUCAAAAUGCAGGAGGGAAGAAGCCAAUUAUCAGUGUGGUUCUUGCGGCACAUGAAGCUAUUCCAGGUGCCACAAAGAUUAUCCCUGUUGAGGCCUCCCCAGCUGAGGAAACCCCAGCAGCUGAGCCAGAAAGUAUUAGCCAAGAAUCGGCUUUGCGCAAGGGUUACCAGGAAUAUGCUAUACAGCAGGCACCUUUGGAACUGGCUCAGAAUUCUUUCAGACAAGGGACCACGCAGCUGAAGAUUUUUACAUGUGAAUAUUGCAAUAAAGUAUUUAAAUUUAAGCACUCACUUCAAGCUCACCUCAGAAUUCAUACCAAUGAGAAACCUUACAAAUGUUCGCAAUGUGACUAUGCCAGCACAAUCAAGGCCAACCUUAUCGUCCAUAUGCGUAAGCACACGGGGGAAAAAUUCAGCUGUGACUACUGUGUCUUCACCUGCCUCAGCAAAGGGCAUCUGAAAGUGCACAUUGAACGUGUGCACAAAAAGAUCAAGCAACAUUGCCGCUUUUGCAAAAAGAAAUACUCAGAUGUCAAGAACCUGCUCAAGCACAUCCAGGAGAGCCACGACAUGGAUGAGGAGAAAGUCAAAGAGGUCUACGACGAGCUGCGCCUGCUGACGAGGGAGGGCAAACGGCAGCUGCUGUAUGACUGCCAUGUGUGCGAACGCAAGUUUAAAAAUGAAUCAGACCGCGAUCGGCACAUGCUGGUCCAUGGUGAUGACCGCCCAUUUGCUUGCGAGCUUUGCGAUCAUGGAGCCACAAAAUAUCAUUCACUAGAGGCGCAUGUCCGCAAACAUAAAUUUAUCUACAUUUGCUCGGUAUGUGCCAAGAAGUUUGUUAGCUCGGUCAAGUUAAAGUGUCACGUCAAGGAGGCUCAUAGUGACUUGGGGGAGGAUUCAGUAUUCAAUAACUCCAUUAAUCAGAGCUUCUACCUUCUAGAGUCGGGAGGGGACAUUCAACCGGAGGCCUUGGAGGACUCUGCUGAUAGCGCUGGUUUCAAUGGCUGUGACCAAGAUGCAAAUGGGCACCAGGUUCUUGUAGAACUUGACAAUGAAGAAGCUAACAUUCCCAUGCAGAGUCUUACUCAACAAGAGGAGGUUAUGCAGGUCCAUUCGAAAGACUUGGACAAUCCUUCAGAUGGUCCUGGGGCCAUCCAACAUGAAGAAGUAUCUUUGGAUGAAAGUAACAUAUCUUCGAAAAAUGAGCAACAGUCUAUGGAUGAGUGUCAGGGUGAAAUCUUGCCAGCUCUCCCUGUUAGCAGUGACACUGUGGUAGACUCUGAAAGCACAGGAACAAACCAUCAGUCUAGCUGCACUGACCAGGAUGGUGCUGAUUCCCUCAAGGAGUAUGAAUCUUGUGUGGCCCAAAAUGAAGACUCAUUUGAAAUGGUUCAGCUUGAUGGUGCUAAAGAUUUGUGCAAUUCAACAGCUUCACACUUGACUUUUGAGAAAAUUCCAUUGAGAACAGAAGCUCAAAAGGAUGGAAUGGACCUUGGAGCCUUCCAGCAAGUUCUUGACAGCUUACAGAAAAGACAACUGAAUGUCAGUCUUUAUGAGAAGAUUAGGAAGGUCUAUGGUGAUCUGGAAUGUGGAUACUGUGGAAAAUUAUACUGGUACCAAGUCCACUAUGACAUGCACAUUCGGACGCACACCCGGGAGCACCUGUAUUACUGCUCUCAGUGCAGCUACUCCUCCAUCACCAAGAACUGUUUAAAACGCCACGUCGUGCAGAAACACAGCAACAUCCAGCUGAGGUGCCCAUCUGAGGGAUGCAGUUACACCACUGCGGACAAGUACAAGCUGCAGGCGCACCAGAGAAACCAUGGUGAACUGGAUAAGAAGACUUAUACUUGCCCUGUCUGUGAAAAAUCUUUUUCUGAUGAUCGUCUGAUCAAGUCUCACAUCACAACAUAUCAUCCAGAGGUCCCUAUGAGCACUAUCUCAGAGAUUCUGGGGAAACGAGUACAGCUAAAAGGGUUGAUUGGAAAACGAGCGGUGAAAUGCCCUUACUGUGACUGCUAUUUCCGGAAGAAUGGUACCGAUCUGCAGCGUCAUAUCUGGGCACAUGAAGGAGUAAAGCCGUUCAAGUGUUCAGUUUGUGAGUAUGCCACACGCAGCAAGAGCAACCUUAGAGCCCACAUGAAUCGUCACAGCACUGAGAAGACACACCUCUGUGACUUGUGUGGAAAGAAGUUCAAAUCGAAAGGCAGCCUCAAGAGUCAUAAGCUGUUGCACACCGCUGAUGGUAAACAAUAUAAAUGUACAGUGUGUGACUACACCGCCGCGCAAAAGCCAAACCUCCUUCGGCAUAUGGAGCAGCAUGCUGCAUUCAAGCCUUUCCGAUGUGCGCUGUGCCACUAUUCCUGUAACAUGGCUGGAUCACUGAAGAGACAUUACCACAAGAAACACCCCAAUGAUGAAUAUGUCAAUGCUGGGACUGGUGUGCUAGCUCAGGAAAGUGUGACGCAACAAGUAGCCCAGCAACCCAUUCAGUUUCAAGUCUGGCUUUUCAUGGCAACUGAAGAUGGACAACAAAUGGCGGCCAUGCCUUCUCUGAAUGUCUACUCAACCUCAUUCUUUUGUGGUGUAAAAUGUCCAGUGUGCAGUUUUGUAUACGGUACUAAGUGGGAACUGAACAGACACUUGAAAAACAAGCAUGGACUGAAGAUUGUGGGCAGCAUAGAAGGGGAAGCCAUAGAGCAGCAGGUUCUUGAAGCUUCUCCAGAGCAGACUCAAACACAGUACUUUCACAUAACAGAGAGUGAAGAGGACGUCCAGGGUACUCAGGCAGCUGUGGCAGCUCUUCAGGACCUGCGGUACAACACAGAAAAUGGGGAUAGAAUGGAUUCGACAGCUGUAAACAUUCUUCAGCAAAUCAUCGGUUUAGCGCCAGAGCACCAUGACGGUGCUGUUGCUUCUGUGGUUACCAUGGCACCAGGCACAUUAACGGUUGUGGAACAAGCUGAGGAUGAAACAGCAGGCAAUCACACAGUGAUGAUCCAGCAGGCCUUGGAGCAAGCUUCAGUGGAGCUUGGAGAGGGGCAUCAUCUGGUCGAGCAAGUCGUGGUCUCCUCUGAUGAUGUAGAAGGAAUUGAAACAGUUACUGUUUAUACUCAGGGCGAAGAGACAUCCGAAUUCAUUGUUUACGUGCAGGAGGCUGUGCAAGCAGAGGAGCAGACGACAGAGCAGCAAGUCGAGGAACUGUAACUGCUGCCAUAAUUUUUAACCAGGACUUCAACUGGUUGGAACAAAAAAGCACUAGCACCCCUGUUUUUGGUUUGCAUAAAAUAAUGGCAAUAGGAAUGGAAUCAGUGAACCCUGUUCAGGUCAGAGUGGCAGUAAAUAACCAAACAGCAAUUCUCCAGAAAAAGGAAUGGUCGUGAAUAGAUUUCCUUCUAUUACUUUGCUUUUCUAAUUUGUAGUUACCUUUUAUCCCAGUCUAUACACACCCUUUCCCAUUCCCUCCAUCCCCCACUUCCCUGAUCCUCCAACUUAUCUUCACAGUCCAUGCUUCUCUUCAAAGUGAUCAGGAGCAUCAAGAUGGCUGAAUCAAGGGGCAGUGCCAUGGAUAUCACCCAAGGUAGUCCACCCAGGAAAAUCUGGUAAUCAGUCAUAAGGGAGGGGGAAAGGGCUUCAUAAAUUUCCCUUAUGCUACCUCCUGUGUGGAUAGUUUGAGGGGGUGCGGCAGGGGAAGGCAAAACCCGGACUGGAGAAACUCAGGAAGCCCAAAGCCAUGGACACCUGAUGGUUGAGUUUCGUUUCUCUUUCUGAUUUUUUUUCUUUUAAACUAAAGUUUCCGCCUAACAACACCAUGAAAUACAAGUAAAUUUGGACUACAGGUAAAAGUAAAAUUUGUGUGAAGGGUGAGGAAAUUUUUAAUUUAUUCCAUGUUGGUAGUGACUCGGAACUAUUUUCAGAACCUCGUACCUCCUGAAAACUGGUCAAGUUAUAUGGAAUGUCAUCAGAUCACAGGUGGGAGCAUGUUAAGCUGAUUUUCUUCUGUGCUAUAGGCUGUGAAUUAAGUAUCAGUGUGACAGACACAUUGAAUAAAGAAUCAAAGCAA
Messenger RNA from Carcharodon carcharias (great white shark), 4815 nucleotides. RefSeq names its product zinc finger protein ZFAT-like. Gene Ontology annotation, molecular function: chromatin insulator sequence binding. The record is from RefSeq and is a predicted model, not a curated record. Bases 129 to 3959 code for a protein of 1276 amino acids. Gene Ontology annotation, cellular component: nucleus; chromosome. Gene Ontology annotation, biological process: regulation of transcription by RNA polymerase II. The transcript has 18 exons. Lineage: Eukaryota; Metazoa; Chordata; Chondrichthyes; Lamniformes; Lamnidae.